Molecule: messenger RNA, 4963 nt
Organism: Rana temporaria (common frog)
Lineage: Eukaryota; Metazoa; Chordata; Amphibia; Anura; Ranidae
Gene: VAV1
Product: vav guanine nucleotide exchange factor 1
Exons: 27
Coding region: 541-3072 (843 amino acids)
Biological process (GO): cell migration; intracellular signal transduction; regulation of GTPase activity
Cellular component (GO): cytoplasm
Molecular function (GO): protein binding; guanyl-nucleotide exchange factor activity
Source: RefSeq, a predicted model, not a curated record
AUAUUUCCUAGUGAGUACCAGGGGUUACAGCUACGCCACAUUUGGCCCUUCCUAGGUAUAUGUGUGGCAAACGAUGUAGAUCAUGCACGCUGGAAUAGACCCAAGUGUGUUCGCAUUUACAGAAUGUUUAAAAAAUGACUGUGACAGUCACUUGGAAAAAUAAGUAGUUUUUCUUGUUCUUUUUUUUUUUUUUUUUUUUUGCACAGUCUACACAUGCACAGUAAGUAUGACAGUUGCAGAAGAGGAAGUCACAGAAGGUUCUUCCUCUUUAGCUACCGGAACAGUCUUUUUUCAGUCUUAUGAGCCUGGCUGCGUCUCUGCGAUCUCUCACUUCUUUUCAUCAUAUCUGCUAUCAAUCUGCAAGGUUCCCCCUACAGAAGACAAUUUGUGCUGCCUUUUUCGUGAAACCUCUGUUGCUCUCUGUUUUUUGACUCCAUCACUUUUUGAUCAGGUGCAUUUUUACAUUACCCGCCUUUAUCUUCUGAUAUCUCUCUAUCCUCCUUUGUGCCCUGCCCCCCCUAUUUGGGCGCAGUGGCAGAUAUGGAGUUGUGGAGGCACUGUGCCCGAUGGCUGAUUGAGUGCCGAGUGCUCCCUCCUAAUCAUCGCGUGACGCUAGACACCGCACAGGUGUGUGACCUGGCUCAAGCCUUACGAGAUGGGGUCCUAAUCUGCCAGCUACUCAACAACCUGAUGCCUCACAGUGUCAAUUUGGGUGAAAUCAAUGUGCGUCCUCAAAUGUCACAGUUCCUUUGUUUGAAGAAUAUCCGAACAUUUCUGUCCACGUGCUGUGAAAGGUUUGGGAUGCGUAGGGUCGAUCUUUUUGAGGCUUUUGACCUGUUUGAUGUCAAAGAUUUUGGCAGGGUUAUCAACACUCUGUCUAUGUUAUCCUGGUCUCAGAUUGCUCAGAGUAAAGGGUUUAUACCAUUUCCUACAGAAGAUCUAGAGAAUGACGAUGACAUUUACAGUGGUCUCUCCGAUAAGAUGGAUGACACGGGAGAGGAAGAUGAAGAUCUCUAUGACUGUGUUGAUAUGGAUGAGGAAGAAGGCAAUGAAAUAUAUGAGGUUCUCAUGAAUGAUGAUCUACCUGCUCCAAAAAAAGAUGGGAAAAUGACUACAGAAGAUAUGAAAAGAUGCUGCCUCCAGGAAUUGUACCAGACAGAAGAAAAGUACUCAGACACACUUGGAUCCAUCUGUCAGUUCUUUAUGAAGCCCCUUCAGACGUUCCUAAGUGAAAGUGAAAAGACCAGUAUCUUCAUAAACAUAGAGGAUCUAAGAAAACUUCAUCAAGACUUUCUGGCAGAAAUGAAGUCCUGCAUCUCACCCAAGAACACACAGAACUUGUAUCAAGUCUUCGUCCGUAAUAAGGAAAAGUUUCUAAUUUAUGGCUUAUACUGUAGUCAAGUAGAAUCUGCCUCUAAAAUGUUGGAUCAGACAUCGCAUGAACACGAGGAUGUCAAGAUGAAGCUUGAGGAAUGUUCUCAAAGAGCAAACAAUGGUCGGUUCUCUCUACGGGAUUUAUUGAUGGUGCCCAUGCAACGAGUUUUAAAGUAUCAUCUUUUGCUGCAGGAGCUGGUAAAACACACAGUGGAACCAACAGAGAAGGAGAAUUUAAAGCAAGCACUGGAUGCCAUGAGGGAUUUGGCUCAAUGUGUUAAUGAGGUUAAAAGGGACAAUGAGACAUUAAAGCAACUUACCACCUUCCAGUUAUCUAUUGAACAUUUGACAGAAUCUCUGGCACUAUAUGGAAGACCAAAGACAGAUGGUGAAUUGAAGAUUAUUACUUCAGAAAAAAAGUCAAAGCUGGACAGGUAUGCCUUUCUUUUGGAUCGGGCACUGUUAAUAUGCAAGAGGAAAGGAGAUACAUAUGACCUGAAGGAAUUUAUAAAGCUUCAGAAUUAUGAAAUCCGUGAUGACCCCUCUGGAGACAGAGACAAUAAAAAGUGGGCUCACAUGUUCUAUCUGAUUGAUGCCCGAGCCUGCUUAGGAUAUGAACUAUAUUUCAAGACAAGAGAUUUAAAGAAGAAGUGGAUGGAGCAAUUUGAAAUGGCUGUAUCCAACGUUCACCCAGACCAUGCUCAUGCAAAUGGACAUGAUUUUCAAAUGUAUUCAUUUGAAAGCACAGCUACGUGCAAGGCCUGUCAAAUGCUAUUAAGGGGCAUAUUCUUCCAGGGAUAUAGAUGUUCCACGUGCAGAGCUCCUGCACACAAGGAAUGCUUGGGCCGAGUGUCAUGCUGCGGGAAGCAAGACAGUGGUCCAUCGUCUACUAAAAAGGGCCGUGGACCACCAAGUAAAAGAACAGACUCCGGUCUUACAAAGAUGGAAACAUGUCAAGAAUACUUUGGAAUUCCUCCGCCGCCUAUUGCAUUUGGUCCACCGCUGAAAAUGCAAAAAGGGGAUGUCAUAGAACUGACAAAAGCAGAAGCUGAACAGAACUGGUGGGAGGGUCGCAAUACUUCCACCUACGAGCUUGGUUUCUUCCCAUGCAGUCAUGUAAAGCCCUAUAUAUCUCAUCCAUUACCCGAUCUCUCAUUAUAUUCUUGGUAUGCUGGUGGCAUGGAAAGAAAAGAAGCAGAAGUAUUAUUAGCCAAUCGUUCUGAUGGGACUUUCUUGGUCAGACAAAGAACAAAAGACUCAGGAGAAUUUGCAAUAAGCCUCAAGUUUAAUCAGGAAAUAAAGCACAUGAAAGUAACUGUUCAGGAAGGGAUCUGGAGACUCACGGAAAAGAAAGGCUUCAAGGGACUUCCAGAAUUGGUUGGGUUUUACCAACAUAACUCGUUAAAAGAUUGCUUUAAGCUUUUGGAUACACUGCUUCAGUUUCCUUUCAAAGAACCAGAAAGGAAAGAAACCUCUAGAAUGGCAGCAGAUGAUAAGAGGGUGAAAUACUUUGGAUCAGCUCGAGCACGUUAUGACUUCUGUGCGAGAGACAGGACUGAACUAAGUUUAAAGGAAGGAGAUGUCAUCAGGAUUCUCAGCAAGAAAGGACACCAAGGAUGGUGGAAAGGUGAAGUUUAUGGCAAGAUCGGUUGGUUCCCCUCAAAUUAUGUUGACGAUGACUUUUCGGAGUAUUGUUAAAUGACUAAAAAAGAGACAGAAUAUGCAGCAAAACUGAAAAUAGAAUAAUUAUUUUGUAAAGUAUUUAAGGAGUUGCUGUAAUGAUAUGCAUAUGGAGAUAAAACUUUUUUGUGAAAUGGCAUGACGUCAAUAUGUGAAGGAUUUUGAAGAUUUCUCCCUGCUGUUGCCAUUCAGCUAAUGCCUUGGACUCUUAAGAACACCAUCGAGUUUUACAUUUUUGUCCAUCUUCAUAAAGUGCUAGCUUUAAUUUAUAAGCGGACUUAUUUUACAAUCUAUAUAUAGAAAGAAAAGCUUACCUCUCAGGACAUAGGUUAAUUACAGUUCCACCUUUGUUGAAACAAUUCUCUCCAUGGCAAUUACAUGCUUUGCAAGGAUUUCUUACAUGCUUCAUUCCUGGAGUUAAUGAGACGGGCCAACCAGCAACCUAAUAAAACUCACUUAUAAGUGAGGGAGUCUGCAUACGCUAAUCUUUUAAUGAAGCCUAUUGGUGUACUGAGAGACAUUUCAUCUACAGACCCCUUGCAACUAGCUCUAUUGUCAAACUAUCGUCAGAGAAAAAAGGCUCACAGUAAAAAAGGACAGGGAAUGCCUGUAAUUUAAAUCAAGUUCUGUGCAGUCCCACAGAUAAAAAACGUCAGCAAAUCACAUAAGCAGGAAAUAUUUCUCAAGUUGUUCUGACAUACACUGUAAAAAAUAAUAUAUUCUGAGCUCUGCUUGCAGGAAGUAAAAUGUCAAGUUUUGGUAGUUUUUUUUUUUAAUAUCCUAGGUGGAUGAAGAUUCCAAGGAAUGAGUCUUGACAAGAUUUAAUUGCGGAGCUCAGGUUGGACUGUUCCAUUAAAUGCAACUAGUAGUCUAAAUACCUGAAUUUGACUUGGUAUCUUGCAUCCUAUGUACAGCAGAGCUGGCAGCACAAGGGGCCAAACAGUUGUGUUGCAUUAUUCAUGCGCUAACAAGGAACAUUGUGGUAGAUGAAGAGACUGACAGAUUAGCUAUUUGUAUGUUGUUUCUCUUUUACUAUUCAAUCAGAGGUUGGGGGCAGGGAUAUUUAUUUAUUGAAAAGAAAUUAAAAUCUACAGUACCAUUCUGACAUUACUUCUGUCAAAACUGUUAUAAUCUGACAACUGUUCAGCAAGAAAUCGCAUUUGGAUGUGAUUAUUACAGAAUAUUUCCAAUUUGGUGGUGAUCUCACUGUGCUCUCCAUGAGACAGUUUCUCAUCCAUGGCCAGCCUUACACACUAAGGGUCGGCUCACAUCUGCACGGUACAUUACAUUUUUGAUGUGUUUUAGGUGCAUUAUCAGUGAACUCUAUAGAAUGUGUGUUUUGAUAAAAGAGCAUCAAAGGUCUUCUUUUUUUUUUUUAUUAAAGAGUUUCAAGUAUCCAAGUUGUAUUUGCUUUUGUAACAAACCAAGGUUUACUUUUUUAAGAGUAGUAUUUAUUAAAAAGGAAGAAAAAUUGACCAAGGAGAGGUCCUGAGAUAAAGAUAAUUAAGGGAAGUAAAAAGGGAGAAGAGGUCAGGGAUGGGAAGUGGGGUCUGGCCAAGUGAGAGUCUCCAAGGCUAGGUAGUAUAGAAAAGAUUAAGAGAACAUGUUUGUUAAAGUUAAAAAGACGGCGAUCAAAGUCUGCAGGUAAAAAAUGGAUGGCCUAUGGUUCCUAGUCCUUUUGUAAUCUUGGCAUUGUGCCUUGCAAGAUGGCUGUCAAUUUCCCAUUAAUCAGUGUCAAGUGCAUUCUGGAUUUAACUUCUGCAACAUCUAGUGUUGGAGACCCAUACCUUCAUUAUUGUUUUUUUUUACAGCUGUCAGACUGUAAACUGGCAUUUAGAGAUAGUCGAUGGCUUCAGGUUAAGGAGUGCCUCAUAGAGGUACAAGGGAAUCGUCUGUUAAAAAAAAAAAA